GCGCGGCUAGUCAUGUACGACCGGCGACACUGCUUAACCUAACCUACCGCUACGAUGUCUGCAUGUAUGUAUAUUGUCCGUGUUCAGUCUCUCGCCGCUGUGUGAAAUCCACUCCCACAACACUUAGUUAUAUUUUUUGCAAAGGCAGAGUUACACUACGAGUCCUGCGUCGACUCAAGUGUACGAUUUGUAUGUCAGAGUGCAAGGUAACUCGCCACGCAGUCGAUGCACGUUACAUAUACACAAUGGGGACCAGCACGCGUUUAUCCUUUUCGCGAGCAUUUGUCUGUCUGCUAGUUGUGCUGUUUUCGGUGCUUGUCAUCAACGGUGCUAGUGAUGAGAAAGACUGCGGCUGCGGUAAAAAUUUGAAUAGACAGAAUGGACAGGACCAAGGCUCCUGCCCUAUCAACAAGGUGGAUGAGCUUGACGACGAGAUAAUCAAACCUAUCUACAAGAAGGAUCUUACCUCUAACAUGGUGAGGAUCAAGGGUGGAUCGUACUUCAUUGGCACCAAUGAUCCUGUUUUUGUUUCCGAUGGGGAAGGACCCAGGAGGGAAGUAGAGCUGGGUAGUUUUUAUAUUGACAAAUACGAAGUGAGUAACGCAGACUUUCAAGAGUUUGUCACUGCAAGCAGCUAUAAGACAGAGGCUGAGAAGUUUGGAGACUCGUUUGUUUUCGAGGGAUUGCUCAGCAAGGAUAUCAAGAAUGAGAUAAAGGAAGCUGUGGCACAGGCUCCUUGGUGGCUGCCGGUGAAAGGUGCUGUUUGGAGUCAGCCUGAAGGGCGUGAUUCCAACAUUAAGGAUAGAAUGGACCAUCCUGUUGUUCAUGUGUCAUGGAAUGACGCAGUGGCUUAUUGCAAAUGGAUUGGGAAGAGAUUGCCAACUGAAGCGGAAUGGGAGGUCACUUGCAGAGGUGGUCUUAAUGAUAGACUUUUUCCUUGGGGAAAUAAGUUGAUGCCAAAUAAUGAGCACAGAACAAACAUUUGGCAAGGAGAGUUUCCUUUGAACAACACAGUAGAGGAUGGAUUUGAUCGUACAAAUCCAGUGUCAUACUUUCCGCCCAAUGCUUAUGGAGUCCACAAUAUCAUUGGAAAUGUGUGGGAGUGGACAUCAGACUGGUGGAAGACAAAACAUACGGAUGAAAAGCAAACUAAUCCUACUGGUGCACCAAAUGGGUCUGAUAAAGUGAAGAAAGGUGGAUCUUACCUUUGUCAUAAAAGCUACUGCUACAGAUAUCGCUGUGCAGCAAGAAGUCAAAACACACCUGACACAUCAGCAGGAAACCUUGGUUUCAGAUGUGCUGUCUCAGCAUAGUCAAUGACCUUUUAUAAAUCGUUUGAUAAACAUUUUAUAUUCUUUUACAAUUUGAACAUUAACAUGUACAUAUUGUGUGACUGUUAUGAAUGCUGCAAUAUGAAUUUUAUAUCGUUUUGUAAUUUAUACAUGAAAGUGAUAAGAAUGGUAGGCUCUGUUAUUAUAAAGCCUCUAUAUUUUGAAACAAUUACAUGUAGUUGUAAGCCAAUUUGCAAACGAGAAGGUAUUCAAGUAAAAGUGAUAUUUUUUCAUGAAACUGCAGUAAACUCAUAAAAUUCCAAUUGUUAUUUUGAGAUGGAGGAGAUUAUGAUCUCGCGUUCCGAUAAACUUGAUAUAUACAUUUCGGCUGUGCACGAAAGUUCUUUGUACAAAUAAAUUAUUCUACAGAGUUGUCAGAUUAAGUUCUUAUAUAAGUUUAAUAAACGGACAAUGAGCCAAAAUUAUAAUGUGA
This is a messenger RNA of Nasonia vitripennis (jewel wasp), 1764 nucleotides long. RefSeq names its product formylglycine-generating enzyme. The transcript has 4 exons. The coding region runs from base 63 to 1313 and encodes 416 amino acids. Lineage: Eukaryota; Metazoa; Arthropoda; Insecta; Hymenoptera; Pteromalidae. Gene Ontology annotation, cellular component: endoplasmic reticulum. The record is from RefSeq and is a predicted model, not a curated record.